Choloepus didactylus (southern two-toed sloth) is the source of this 1400-nucleotide messenger RNA. RefSeq names its product chromosome 8 C12orf50 homolog (gene ZC3H11D). NCBI's taxonomy places the organism in Eukaryota, Metazoa, Chordata, Mammalia, Pilosa, Megalonychidae. The transcript is spliced from 12 exons. The coding region runs from base 16 to 1263 and encodes 415 amino acids. The record is from RefSeq and is a predicted model, not a curated record.
UGCAGAUUUAGACACAUGGAAAUGCAGCAAAACUGCAGCAUUUCAUGUUUCUGGGAAACUCAACCUCUUGGUUGUGUGAAGAUCAGUUGUAUCUUUUAUCACAGCAAACCUCGAAAUAUCAAUGGACUAUUUUUGCCACCAAGUAGCAAUAUCACACUACAGAAAGAAACUCAGGAAGGAAUUCCACCUCCGACUAAGAGUCAAGAACCUCUAAAACCACAGGAGAACGUAUCACGACCCAUUCACCAUCCUUUAGUUUUAAAAACCAACUUUGAGGAAGAAGAGGAGGAAGGAGAUGAACAAAAUGAUGCUUCUAGUUUGUGGACAAAGACUCCUGAAGAAAUUGAAGAAAAAAGAGCAAUAAAAGAGAUGUGUUAUAAAUCUGGUGAAUACUACAGAUUGCAUACUCCUCCAGAUAUUUCAUCAUCAAAAAGCAUAACUCCUACAGUGGAAAAAGAGUUAGAAAAGCCUUUGGAAAAUGGCAGUGAAUUACAAGAAGGGGAUGGUCUUACAGUUCCAACAAAAUUUAGCCUAUUUGAAAGGCAAGGUGAGAUAAAAACAUCACUGGAUGGGAAACCAAGGACUGACAUUGCUGCUUUUGAAAAUGGAGGGGGUGACUGUUAUGUUCCGCAGAGGAUCAUAUUUCUUGGAGUAGAUGAAAGUGAAGCUUUAACUGAAGAGAAAGAAAGCACCAUGUCAAAAUGUUUAAACACUAAAGAUAACAAGGACAGUCCUCAUCCAAAGCGUUCCCUAACUACCCGACUAGUACCUACAACGCAUGUAUUAAAUGCUACUGAGAAUAUCAGUAUGAAGUGCACAGAGGACCCCUCUUCAAUGAAUGAUGUCCAGCCAGUGAGGAAGCCUCAUUUUAAAGGUGUGAAAAAAAGAAAAUGGAUUUAUGAUGAACCAAAGAACUUUCCUGGCCCAGGAAUGCGUAGAGCCAUACAGGCCCCAAAUCCCAAAAAUAAAAUGACUUACCAUCGAAAUAAUAAACACAGAAAUGCUGAGAAUGCAUCCUAUAUCCAUGUUCAGAGAGAUGCUGUCAGAACUGUCUCAUUGAAUGCACCUCCCCGCAGCAGGGCCACAAAUGGGUCCUACAAUAAAGCUGAUGUUAACAAGGAACCCAAACUCAAUCUCUGUCCAGACAAAUAUAUGUCAUCAUCCUAUAAUGGUUCAGCCUGGCAAAAAAGGAUUCCCUUUACGAAAACAUAUUCAAAAACUGAAAAGAUAUAUACAGAGCCACGAAGAAAUGGGAGCAAGUAAACCUGGAGGUUGAGAGAAGAGAAAAAUGAGAAAAGAGAAAAGUGCCAGACAUCAUCUGAUUUAUAAUCAAAAAUGAAAAUUCAAAGAAUGAGAUAUUCAAGUACUCCAUACUAUAUACUGGAUAGCCAAAGAUGAUA